AUGCUUCCCGACGCGCUGUUCCUAGGGAUGGCGGGUCGCUCCGUGGGCUCCACACGCAUCGGAAACAGGCUUCCGGUGUACAUGAUGCAGCUCUAUUGGACGAUGAGGCCCGAGGAUCAGACCAGAUCUUCGGCAGACAUCAUCAGCAUCCAGAGGGAGGGCAUCCCCGUCCUCCACGCAUCCGACUCUGUGAUCAGCAUAGUCGCUAAAAGCUGCCAUCAGAUCGGUGAGAAAUGGUCAGUUAUCUUCGACUUGUCCUCCAUGUCUUCAAGUGACAACGUCCACCUGGCUGAGCUCCACAUCCGCCAGCCUGCCUUCACACAGUCUUCCGCUGCCUCUGUAGACAUCUAUCAGUCCAACUGGAGACGAUGUCCUGAUACGGACUGCUCUGAGAGCAGGCUUCUUCUGGGACACCUGAGAGCUCCUCCACGCUCAGUGGUCUCAAUCUCACCAUGGAAAGUAUUCAACAUGACCAAAAUGAUCCUUCGCUGGCUUUAUCAGGGACCCCCAGUUCAGAGAAUGGAGGAGGAUGUAGCUCAGGUGAAAGACGGUCAUGAGCAGCAGAGAAUCCAGCACCCAACGGCCAAUAGGGUGAUGAUAGUGGUCUUCUCCAGGCAGAGCCCACGCAGCCAGCGAAUGCCAACCCUGAUCCGCACAGCAGAACACUCCAAGUACGUCAACCUGGACAGGGUGCCCACCGCCAGGAUGAGGGGCCACAGGGAAAAGAGGUAUGGACAGAAAUGGCAGAGACAGGGAAACACUGCAAGGAAGGAGAAGCAAAGUGAUCUCUGCAGGAAGGAGGACAUGUGGAUGGACUUUGAGAAGUUCAACUGGAGUGAGUGGAUCGUCUAUCCCAAACGGUACAAUGCUUAUCGCUGUGAAGGGACAUGUCCUACACCUGUAGAUGAGACCUUCGCUCCGACUAACCAUGCAUACAUGCAGAGCCUGUUGAAGCUACACCAACCAGACAAGGUACCAAGUCUGUCUUGUGUGCCCACUCGCCUGACACCGCUUUCGAUGCUUUACCAUGAGAACGGGAGGAUGGUGAUGAGGCAUCAUGACAAUAUGAUCGUGGAGGAGUGUGGCUGCCACUGA
This is a messenger RNA of Poeciliopsis prolifica (blackstripe livebearer), 1095 nucleotides long. RefSeq names its product nodal homolog 2-A-like. Gene Ontology annotation, biological process: BMP signaling pathway; SMAD protein signal transduction. Bases 1 to 1095 code for a protein of 364 amino acids. Gene Ontology annotation, molecular function: cytokine activity; growth factor activity; type I activin receptor binding. The record is from RefSeq and is a predicted model, not a curated record. Gene Ontology annotation, cellular component: extracellular region. NCBI's taxonomy places the organism in Eukaryota, Metazoa, Chordata, Actinopteri, Cyprinodontiformes, Poeciliidae. The transcript is spliced from 3 exons.